AGAGAGAGGUUGAACAGAAGAGAGGUUGGCUGUCAGUGUGUCUUCUCCUCCGGCUCAAGCUCUCACGGCUCUGAGAGACACAACACAAGUGUGUGCGUGUGUGUGUGUGUUUGCGUGUGUGUUUGUGUGUGUUACUGGUUUGUACGGAGCUUUGACACACAGAAGGCAAUGACAUGAACGUUCAUGAGAGGAAACGAGGAAGAGACGUACGCGGACAUCAAGUGUUCCUGAGGGCGGACGACACACCUGCUGUCUUACUCUCACUACAGCACUGAGUGUAUAUCAGACCUCCAGAGAAACCCAAUGCAGCGGCACGCUUACAUCAGCGCCACACGCCACGAUGCAGUACAGGAUGCAUUGCUGCAGUUGGCCUCCAUUGUGGACGUCAGCAGCCUUCAGACAACCUUCAGAGAUGUGCUGGGAGCCGUCCUGCCCAAUGUGGAGUCCGUGUUUGUGUACCUGUCGGAUGAGGAGUCUCGACUCCGAUGUGAAGAUCCGGCUCAUGAGAUCCCGGCGGAGGGAAAGCUCAGAGAGACAGUUAACCAGCAAAAGAGACUUCAGUGUUCUGGUUUACCAGCAUCAGAACUUCACCAGAAACAAACCAACUCACUCGCCGCUCCAUUACCACCUGACAAACAAGCACUCAUCAUACCAUUGGUUGAUCAGAGGAAGGUGAUAUCUGUGAUUCUGCUCGGCUGUAAACCGCUAACAGAACAAGACCAGCAAAACCUGAACAUUCUGGAAAAACACAUGACCGUGACCUGUAAGCGUGUCCUGUACAUGCAUCCACACAGUCAAUCCCAUAAUGCACCAGUGGAGAACAAAACCAGCUCACGGCCAGAGGACUACAGAGAACUCGACCGCAAGAUCUUACAGCUGUGUGGUGAGCUGUAUGAUCUUGACGCCGUAUCUCUACAGCUUAAAGUCAUCAACUACUUACAGACAGAAACUCAAUCUCAAUGCUGCUGCUUACUGCUGGUGUCUGAAGAUAACCACCAACUCUUCUGUCAGGUUGUUGGAGAUAAAGUAUUGGAAGAGGAAAUCAGUGUUCCACUGAUGUUCGGACGGUUCGGGCAGGUGGUGGAGACAAAGAAAUCUAUUAGACUACAAGACGUCAGCCAGGAGGAGCGAGGUUUAUUGAGCAGUCUGUUGGGUUUUGAACCCAAUUCAAUGCUCAGUGUACCUGUGAUCAGUCAAGCCACUGGACAUGUGGUGGCGUUAGCGUGCACCUUCAACAAACUGGGAGGACAGAGGUACAAUGAGACAGAUGAACAUGUUAUUCAACACUGUUUCUGUUACACAUCAACUGUCCUCACAAGUACACUCGCCUUCCAGAAAGAACAGAAACUCAAGUUUGAAUGUCAGGCUCUGCUGCAGGUGGCGAAAAAUCUCUUUACUCAUCUCGAUGAUGUAUCUGUAUUACUGCAGGAAAUCAUUGUUGAGGCCAGAAACCUGAGCAAUGCUGAGAUUUGUUCGGUGUUUCUGUUGGAUCGAGUCAGUCAUGAACUUGUGGCCAAAGUCUUUGAUGGAGGUGUAGUGAAUGAUGAUGAGAAGGAGUUUCGUAUCCCGGCGGAUCAGGGCAUCGCUGGUCAUGUUGCCACCACCGGAAAGAUUCUUAAUAUUAAGGAUGCGUAUUCUCAUCCUCUGUUUUACCGCGGUGUGGAUGACAGCACUGGCUUUAGAACAAGAAACAUCCUCUGCUUUCCCAUCAAAGAUGAAAAUGAAGAGGUGAUUGGAGUGGCUGAGCUGGUGAACAAAAUCAACGGCCCAUGGUUUAAUCGUUUUGAUGAAGAUUUAGCGACUGCGUUUUCCAUCUACUGUGGCAUCAGUAUAGCACAUUCUCUUCUGUAUAAGAAGGUUCAUGAAGCUCAGUUCCGCAGUCAUCUGGCCAACGAGAUGAUGAUGUAUCACAUGAAGGUGUCAGAAGAAGAGGUCACCAAACUUCUGUGUAUUGGCAUUGAGCCGGUCCAGAAAAUCCACCCCAACUUCGCUGAGUUCUCCUACACGCCGCGAUCGCUGCCGGACGACAGCACACCCAUGGGGAUUCUGAGCAUGUUUGAAGACUUGGGCUUUAUUAACACCUACAAGAUCGACAUGCACACACUGGCCAGGUUUUGUCUGAUGGUGAAGAAGGGCUACAGAGAUCCUCCUUAUCACAACUGGAUGCAUGCGUUCUCUGUCUCUCACUUCUGCUAUCUGCUGUACAAGAACCUGGAGCUCUCCAACUACCUCGAAGAUAUAGAGAUGCUUGCACUCUUUGUGUCCUGUAUGUGUCAUGAUUUGGACCAUCGAGGAACAAACAACUCAUUCCAGGUCGCUUCGCAAUCUGUCCUGGCAGCUCUCUACAGUUCAGAGGGAUCUGUAAUGGAGAGACAUCACUUUGCUCAGGCCAUCGCAAUUCUCAACACACACGGCUGCAACAUCUUUGAGAAAUUCUCUAGAAAGGAUUAUCAGAGGAUGUUGGAUCUGAUGAGAGAAAUUAUCCUGGCCACAGAUUUAGCUCACCAUCUGAGAAUCUGUAAAGAUCUUCAGCGGAUGGCUGAUAUUGGUUAUAACUCCAAGAAUCAAACCCAUCGCAGUCUUUUGUUGUGUCUGCUCAUGACCUCCUGUGACCUCUCAGAUCAGACCAAAGGCUGGAAAACCACCAGAAAGAUUGCGGAGUUGAUCUAUAAAGAGUUUUUCUCUCAGGGUGAUCUGGAGAAAGCCAUGGGCAACAGACCCAGUGAGAUGAUGGAUCGAGAGAAAGCUUACAUCCCUGAGCUUCAGAUCAGCUUCAUGGAGCACAUCGCCAUGCCAGUAUACAAACUCCUUCAGGAAAUCUGCCCGCGCUCGGCUGAACUUUACGAGCGUGUGGCCGCUAACCGCGAGCAGUGGACCAAAGUCUCGCACAAAUUCACCAUCCGCGGGUUGCCUAGCAACAACUCACUGGACUUCCUGGAUGAGGAGUUUGAGCUGCUCCAGUCUCAGGGCGCGUUCGGUGACGAGUCCCACCGCGUCAACGGCUGCCUAGAUGACCAGUGAUGUCACCGGGGCAAAGGUCAGGUGUGACCAGUAGGUCAGGUGUGACUUCUCCCGUUUCCACGGAGAUGGAUUGUCUGAGAUGCUGAUGUGCAGAAGGACGAUUAACGAUUGAUGUGGAGCGAAACAACUCUCAAUGAAGAUUAACACAGAUUUUCCCAAAAUUAAAACCCCAUUAAAACAUUUUCAUUUUUUUUCAUUAAACUUACAUGAUAACAAAUUAUCGUAAAGAAUAUAAUAAAACAUUUUAGCACAUAAGACAUACAUUUUUAUUAAAUCUGCCUACUAUUUUGUUUUGUAUUUUGAAGCAAAAAGAAACUUGUGUGAAACUCAAGUCUUUAUUUUCUCUUUUUUUAAAUUGAAUUUUUGUCAGAUGAAACUGAUCUUUUCAUUAAUCUUUGUUUCAAAGUGGAAACAAUUUGGCCUCUCAGAUGUCAGUUUUCCCAGUUCACACAGAGAAAAACAACCAAACAACAUUUAUUUUCCAUUUCCCAAAUCCCCAAAACCCAAAACAAUUAUUGAAGAUCUCAUUGAAGCGGUGAGCAGCUGGAGCUCAUAGAGAGAAACCCGCUGUGACAUCUGUCCACAGACACUCAUGAUGAUGAUGAUGAUGAUGAUGAUGAUGUUUUAAAGGACUGUGAUGUCCUCCGAGGACACAGACUUUCUCAGGCUGGCAGAAUGAUGUCUCACAUGGAAUUUGCCUUACAAAUGUUUGUGUUGCCUUCCUGAGUGACUUUAGGAGAGAAAACCGUAUUAAAUCUGCCUAUCGAUGUACAGUUCUGAUAUAUGAAGAUCUGCUGUGUGUGAAUCUGUGUGACUGUAAGUGCAUUUGCCAAAAUCUGCUACAAAACAGAAGACAGAAAGAGAUUUCUGACGAAUAUGAGUUUGCUUUUAAAUGUUUUUCUGACAGACUCUCACAUAAGAUGAAAAUAUUAUUGUGACCCACACUGUAAAAAGUGAAAGUUCGAUCUACUUAACUUCAAUACACUGCAAAAAUGAUUUUCAAGAAAAAAAAAUUCUUGUUUUCUGU
Molecule: messenger RNA, 4048 nt
Organism: Misgurnus anguillicaudatus (oriental weatherfish)
Lineage: Eukaryota; Metazoa; Chordata; Actinopteri; Cypriniformes; Cobitidae
Source: RefSeq, a predicted model, not a curated record